AACACACGCACACACACACACACACGCACAUACACACAUCUUGCCCAGCUAGCUGUAACCGGCUAGCGAGUCUGUUGUCGAGUUGACACCCUCCCCAAACCUCGGCAGCAGCUAAGCUGCACAGUCGACAUGGCAAGAAAAUAUCGCAACAAUUUCCUAAAGAAAGAUGAAAAUCUUCCAAGUCUUUUGGAAUGAUAAUCAUCACGAGAUGUGAUCCAAAAUCCACAAUGUGUGAGGACAUUUAAGAACAAUUGAGUUCGGAAGACAAAUUCUUGAUUCCAGUGGAAUCUUCCAUAUAUAUUAUUAUUAUUAUUAUUAUUAUUAUUAGAUUUUUUUCUCUGUGUUAAAGCUUACAUACAUUUACACACACUCGUCCGACCAACAUAUAACCAUGCCUGUGCAAGCACCACAAUGGACGGAGUUCCUGCUGUGCCCCAUCUGCACACAGACAUUUGAGGAGACUGUUCGCCGGCCCAUCAGCUUGGGCUGCGGACACACUGUCUGCAAGAUGUGCCUGAACAAGUUGCACCGUAAGGCCUGUCCCUUUGACCAGACAGCCAUCAGUACAGACAUCGAGCAGCUACCUGUCAACACUGCCCUGUUGCAGCUGGUGGGAGGCCAGGUUCCUAAGGUUCAGCCAGUUGCCUUGAUUACCAGUCCAGAGGACUCGCAGCAUUAUGAGGAGGCCAGGCAGUGUGUGGAGGAGCUGGCCCUCUACCUCAAACCUCUCAGCAACACCCGAGGUGUUGGCCUGAGCAGUACGGCCCAGAGCAUGCUGAGUCGACCCAUGCAGAGGAAACUGGUAACUCUGGUCCACUGCCAGCUGGUUGAGGAGGAGGGCCGUGUUAGAGCCAUGAGAGCUGCCCGCUCUCUAGGUGAGCGAACUGUCACCGAGCUCAUCUUGCAGCACCAGAAUCCAAACCAACUCUCCUCCAAUCUGUGGGCCGCUGUGCGUGCACGAGGAUGUCAAUUUCUAGGCCCAGCCAUGCAGGAGGAAGCUCUAAAGUUGGUCCUCCUUGCUCUAGAGGACGGCUCUGCACUGUCCAGGAAGGUGUUGGUUCUCUUUGUAGUUCAGAGGCUUGAGCCACGCUUCCCGCAGGCCUCUAAGACAAGCAUUGGCCAUGUGGUUCAGCUCCUCUACAGGGCCUCCUGCUUCAAGGUGACCAAACGCGAUGAAGAUUCAUCCCUGAUGCAGCUGAAAGAGGAAUUCCGUACUUAUGAGGCUCUGCGGCGCGAGCAUGACUCUCAGAUAGUUCAGAUAGCCAUGGAGGGUGGACUGCGCAUCGCACCUGACCAGUGGUCUUCUCUGUUAUAUGGAGAUCAAUCUCACAAGUCACACAUGCAGUCUAUCAUAGAUAAGCUGCAGACCCCGGCGUCUUUUGCUCAGAGUGUCCAGGAGCUGACAAUUGCAUUGCAGAGAACCGGAGACCCAGCCAACCUAAACAGGCUGCGGCCACACCUGGAACUACUGGCCAACAUUGAUCCCAGUCCUGAUGCUCCUCCUCCGACAUGGGAGCAGCUUGAGAAAGGGUUGGUAGCAGUGAAAACAGUGGUGCAUGGUCUGGUGGACUUCAUCCAGAACCACAGCAAGAAAGGAGCUGACCCUCAACAGCCUCCUCAGCACAGCAAGUACAAGACAUACAUGUGUCGUGACAUGAAGCAGAAGGGAGGCUGUCCUCGUGGAGCCAGCUGCACCUUUGCUCAUUCUCAGGAAGAACUGGAGAAGUAUCGGAAAAUGAAUAAGCGUUUGGCAGCUCGCCUCCCUGGUUCAGGAGGGCUCAUGCCAGAUGAGGGUCUUCCUCUUGACGUCGCAGUGACCCGGAAGCCUUCACCUCUCACCAACGGUAGUGGUGGACCUUCCUUGCCCCAGCUAAUUGCCCGUGGCACUGACACAGUCCCAUAUGAACUGUUGCGUAAACCCAUGACGAGGGAUGGAGGGAGUCCCAGUGCCCCAGGAUCACCACCUGAUGGCCUGGACCCUGUGCUUUCCAAAACUGGUAUGCCUCUGCCACCUCAUGCCAUGGACCACCGAAGGAUGCCAGUGGACCACCUCUCUGGGGUGAAGCACAUGCCCGUGGUAGCCAGAGGUUCACCAGUCUACCCCCAGGCACCGCUCCCUGAGAUUUGCUACGACGCUCGCCCGCCACCUUCUGCUUCUCAGUAUGAGCCCCCUCAAUACCCCACAGGGUACCCUUACCAACAGCCACCACAGUAUGUCCCUCGGGACUACAUGCGUAACCCUCCUCCCCCAAGUGAGUCAGGACCCCCUUACCAGGAUCCCUAUCCCGGCUAUGGCCCUCCAGAGCGCACCUACCAGGCCCCUCACUCUGGUCCACCUUUCUCUUACCCUCACCCUCCGCACCAUGACCGAGGUCGCCACGGGACCUACAAUGGCCCGCCACCUCCCCCACAGCCUUACCCAUCACAGAGGGACGGCCUGGUCAGAAUGAGUCCCGAUAUGCCCCCGCCAUCAGCAGGACCGGCUAACUCCCUUUACCACGAGCCCAGUUCCCGUGAUAGAUACCCUCCAGAUGGCUACUAUACACCGGGUGCCCAGCCUCCACCCAUGAGGACUUAUGUCAGGGGGCCAUCAUAUAGUGGUUCACAGCCCAGCCUUGACUACCUGCACCGACGCCGGCAGGAGCUGUUAUCACAGCUGGAGGAAAGGAAGGUCAUAUCCCCUCCACCAUUCGCAGCCUCCCCCACUCUUGCCCAUCCCUUCCCCAGCGACUACCCUCCAGAGUAUGGUGAUGAGAGCUCCAAAAUGAAAUGCAGAGAGCCUGACUAUGCUGGGCAGUACUCUCCCUGGUCUUGUGAAACGAUUGGCUCCUACAUUGGUACAAAGGAUGCCAAACCCAAAGACGUUAUGGUUCCUGGUGCCAUGGACAUGAUGAAUGCGGAGGCUAAGGGUAUGAGGGAACCAUCACUGGAGGCUCCUCGGAGGGGUGCCGAAGUAAAAGACGAUGACCCUAUCAUCCCUUUUGGCCCCCAGCCCACUGUAUCCCGCUUCGGUGCCAUCUCCCGCACCUCAAAGACGGGCUACCAGACCACAGGCCCUGUGCAGGCUAUGGCCUCUGCUCCCCAGAACCCAAGCUCUAAACAUAUGGCCAUGGCAGCAGAAUACACAUAUGGAAGCCAUGGAGGAUGGGGUGGAGCUUCAUACCCCUCACACCAGACUGCCUCCUCCUCUCAGGGACACUUCAGUGAGCGUUUGCCUAUGGCGGCUCCAGACAGAGAACAGUUAAAGAUUGAGCUGCAGCAGGUCAACCAGCAGAUCAACCAACAGACCCAGAUGCGAAGCAUGGAGGCUGCCAGUAACUCUUUACUGCUGCAGAGGGAGGCCAUUGCAUUGGCCGGCCAGUCUGGGCAGCCCAGUCAGGGCCAGGCAGCAGGAGCUCAGCAGCAGCCCAAGUGGCCAGCAGUGGGAGCAAGUACAACAGCUGUCUCCAGUGAACAGCUAAGCCUGGAGCUCCACCAGGUGGAGAGAGAGAUUGGCAAGAGGACCCGUGAGAUGGCUUUGGAAAACCAAGUAAACCACGAUGUUCAGCAGUAUAAGAUGAAACCUGCAGAGAAUGGACAACCAGAGCAUAAGACUCAGCUAGAAGAAAUCUCCCUGGCUCUUGGUGAGGUGUCAAACGGCUCCAACAGUCUGCAAGAAAGUGCAGUGGGCGGGUCCAUGCUGUCACUGACCAAUAAGACGUCUGCUUUGGGCUUGUGCUCUGAUCCAGGUGCCACUGGCUCAGAAAUGCAGAAGAAUGGCGUCGUCCAUUCCUGCUCAUAGGCAGUACACACACACACACACACACACACACACACACACACACACACACACACACACACACACACACACACACACACACACACUCAAGAUGCUCAAUUGAAAAGCAUGCACAGGCACCCAUUCUAUUUAGAAGAUGAGCAGUAUCUGCCGUGAUAUGAAUUUUCUUUCUUUUUGUUCUGUGAAUGAGCUUUUUUUAAUGACUUUCCUUGCCUGGAAACCAGAGCAUAUGAUAACAUUUCUUGUGUGUGUUAAUUUGUUUUCUUCUUUUUUUUUUGUACUGGGAUUUAAGAUAAACAAGGCUCACCAUAGAUAUAUCAGGGCGAGGAAAUGGUGGUGAUGUUGACAGUGGUAUUGUAAUUUCAUUCAAAAAGGAUAGACCUAUUUCAUUCUUAAUUAACAUAAAACAUUUGAUUGAUCCUCCCGAAAUCAGAUUUUUGGUAUUGGCUGUACGAGCAUACAUACGGAUGGAUACAGAGGAGCAGAUUAACAAGCCCUAUAACACGCACUCUGAGGAACUUCUCUUGCUAUCUAACGAUCUAUGACGGUAUUGUAGGAAACGGCAGAACUCGGUCACUCGGCACUCAACCCCAGAAUCGUAAAAAAAAAAAAAAAGUGUUUGCUCAGAUGUAGAUGCUCUGAGGAGGGAAAAUCAGUACAAUAUUCCACCAGUAUUCGGCUGAAAUGGAGAUGCAAGGUGUUUCAGAAAUCACUUUUGCAGCACAUGCACGUCUUCACCUGCCACAAGAAGUAUAAUUUUAUUAAUGCGUUUCAUACUUGAAAGCAGUAUAUUAUAUAUUUAAUUGAAGCAUUCUGUUUUAAAGAUUGCAACAAGUCUUUUUGAUAAUGAGCUUUCCACAUGUUUUCUAUAAGGGAAUCUACUACGUGCUUCUCUUGGUUGUGGUGUGACCGGAUGUGGUUUGGUCGUUAUGACUGUCGCCUGUGCUCCGUAGGGCUGCAUUCAAUCCUAGCUAAUUAUGUUGUGACAUUUUUCACAGCAUGCCCAAAAAUAUUUUUUUUUGGGGAUGAAUGCACAUGUUUAGGCUGAGAGAGUACAUCUUUCUGCCUCAGGAGUCAGUUAAAUGAGUGUCUUUAUAAAUUGGUAAAUAAGGAAUUCCCUCCUCAGAGCGUCUGGUCUAGCCACACAAAAGGCCUCCCCAUUGGGAUUAUCUUGUCAUUUGUUCUCCUAACUUCUAUGAAGUUGCCUUCCCAUGUGUUUUUUUUUUUUUGUUCAAUUUGUUUUAUUUUUUCAUGCUUUACGUUGUUACGAUUUAGGGUGUGUGGCUUACCUAGUGAAGGCUUUAAAGAGGUUAGCUUAAUGUGUGUCCUCCUCUCUGUUAUGAAAUGGUUGAAUUCCAAGCAAAACCUAAAUUUACCGUUUGUAUUUAUAGAAAAGUAACGGUUGUAGCGUUUUAAGCUACACAGUACGUUUGAAAUCAUGUUUACAGUUGAAGAUAUUGGUGACGGUUACUGAGGGGUAAACAAACCAACUCUCAAAGAUGGCUGUCUGCAAAAAGCAGAAUUAAUAAGUUAUUUUAAAUCACAUUGAGUAUAUUGAAGCAUUUUUAUUGGUGAGUAUUACAAUACCAUAUUUUUCUUUUCAUACCUUAAUGUCAUCAUCACCACCAUAACCACUAUUGCUCUUUAUCCAUCAUGUAAAUUGUUUACUGAAUAUGCUCAACAUGGAGCUCUUUGCCUUUUGUAAACAAUUAGCAUGAGUGGCUAAAGUUUUACAGCUCUGCUGAGAUAAAGUGAGCCCUUGUUUUUGAACGGUUGAUGGAUAGAGGAGACGCUCUGGGUCAAGUUGUUUAAGUUUAACGGUGACCCUUCGUUUUGGUGAGACGAGGGGUACCGAGGAACUUACAGUUUGACAAAUCCCUGAUAACUGAUGAGUCAAAUAAAUAAAGACACAAAUGUUUUGUGUCUCUCAUCUGGGUUUUUUUUUUUUUAUAGGCAUCUCUUCCAAUAUGUCAGCGCCAUGAUAGUAGAUGUUUGGGUUUUUCUUUUUUAAAUUUUCCUACCACACUUCAAGCCUCUGGCUGCUCCUUGCUACAUUUAUUGUUUAGGUACACAGCUCACUUAUACAUAUGAGUAUGUAUACAUACAUUAAUAUACUAAAGCACUAUUAAUGUGCCACCUCUUAUUUUACUCGCUCAGCAUUUAUAUUAAAUGAUCUCUAUUUAGAAUCAGCAAAAUGUUUUUGUUUCUUUUUGUUGUUUGAUUUGUUUUCUGUCCACUGGUUGCCAACACAGACUUUAUCCUUUCCCAGACGAAGGACUUCUGUGCGCAUUGAUGUGUGUUCACUUAAUCUUUUGUGUUCAAACAAAGAUGUUCUUUAUAGACUAUGCUUCCGAAGAAGACAAAAUUCUGUAACUUUGGAAAAUUUAUGGAGAAGUUUUGUGUGUGCUAGAUUGUAUUGUAGAAAAUGUACCCUAAGUUUUUUUUCCCCUGAAAGUGUGCUGUACUGGGUGAUAGUUUUGAGGUAUUAGAAAAGUGUUGGGUUUUUUUUCCCCACAUCUGUCCCCAAUAGGAUAUUCAGGAAGUCUCUGAUGAUAGGUUGGCCUUAAAUCCUCUUGCAAUGCCCCUUUACCUUGUCUGCUUUAGGAGCAUGAGGUGAUUAAAAAAAAAAAAAAAAAAUACUAAUUAUUGGACUGAUUUAGAGUCAUACAGAUGGACUCUAGUAGAUUCCCCCCCGCCCCCCUCACUUUUUGAAAAUUUCAUGUAGAACAGCAACAUGCAAAUAAUGCCAAUUGCUCAAGAUUUGAAGCAAAAUGUAUUAUUUUUUUAAGGAAAUGUUGUUGACCUAGCUCGGUUUGUAGUCCUUUUCUCUUUCUCUUGUUUUUUUGUUGUUCCUGGAAUAGUUGAGUGAAUUCACUGACCUGCAAGUCUUACAGUCUUUAAUGCAUCAUCUUUCCUGAUGUGUAGUCAGCAGCUAAGAGUGACAUUCACACAAUAGUUUUGUUCUCCUUAGACGCAUAUUUGCAAGAAAUUGGCCCACCAGCUUAAUUUUGCUGUUAUAAUGCCAUGAAUUGGCAACAGAUGGUGUUAAUUCAAUAUGAUGUUUCUCACCCUCUCUUAAGUACAAGUCAACCAAAACUAAUACAAUGCUGAUUCUACCUAAUACGUCCCUUCAGGUCUGAAUGAGCCUAAAUCACCUUUAGCUUAGUAGAACCAACAUACAAUGACUAAUUGGGGUUGUUUACUAUAUAGUAAAAAGCAAAGAUGUUCAUUUCAAUCUCCUGAGGGUUUUUGUAUUUGAGUGGAACUGCUGCCUCUACCCCUCAUUUACAUUACCAGUUAACCCCUCCACUCCCACCCUUGACCACUGAACUCUGUUACUGCUGUUUGAGGCUCACAUUUUAUUCCCUGACUUUCUGGGGAAAUUCGCAAAUGGCUAUUUUAUAUGAUUACUCCCUUGUAAAAUAUCUCUUAAAUUAAGGUACAGGUUUGAUUUCAGCAAGAAAAAAGUUUUUAUAUGUAUAUUAUACUCCAUUAAGGAAUGUCUAGAAAUAUCUUCCUCCAAUGUGGAUGUAGCCAUUAUUACGCCAUUUUAUGACUUUGUAAGAGAAUUCACUGUGUGAAAAUUGGUUUGCAUUUUUGUAUAAUACAAUCUGCUUUUUUUUUCGUUUGAUACGAGAGGGAGGUCAAACUGGAAGUUUGAAGAGAGAAAAAAAUGAACCUGUGAAAUUGAGAAAACAAAGUGUAACUUAUGUACAACAGUGAUUCUAAGCUGAGGGGAAAUGAUUAAAUGAUAUUGCUAACUCUGAAUGUUUGUGUCAUUGAUUUU
Anoplopoma fimbria (sablefish) is the source of this 7565-nucleotide messenger RNA. RefSeq names its product ring finger and CCCH-type domains 1b (gene rc3h1b). The record is from RefSeq and is a predicted model, not a curated record. Gene Ontology annotation, molecular function: metal ion binding. Lineage: Eukaryota; Metazoa; Chordata; Actinopteri; Perciformes; Anoplopomatidae. The transcript has 20 exons. The coding region runs from base 392 to 3781 and encodes 1129 amino acids.